CUAAUCAUGGAAAGCUUCAUUCUGAUAAUUCUGGUAAUUUUGCCAGGUGUGCAGGGUGGGGACUGGGGGGUGACCUCUGGAGAUCAGUGUGCUUUGAGAGGGUCGUCAGUGAUCAUAGACUGUCAGUACGACUAUCCUUCAGGGCGGUGGGUCACGUCAGUGGGCUGGUCCAGACUCCGUCAGGGGCAUUUUAUCCUCUCAAAGCUCCCUCUGAACUCAGCAUACUUUAACUAUGUGGGCAACUACAGGGGUGACUGCCGUCUGCGGAUCAAUAAUGUACAGCACGAUGAUGAAGGAGCAUACCUUUUCAAUUUCGUGACAACAAUCAACAGAUGGACAAGCAAGAGAGCGGCUCGUUUGUCCGUAAGAGAGCUGACCACAGUGGUGGAGCCGAGCACAGUGACAGAGGGGGGGGAGGUCCGUCUGUCCUGUGUGUCGGGCUGCUCUACACCGGUCAACAUCCUCUGGUUCAGAGACGGACAGCCUGUCCCACAGCCGGGGUUCCAGGCUACCAGAGAGGAUGCUGGGAGAUACUACUGUACCGUCCAGGGACAGGACACGGUCAGAUCUGCCCCUGUGGCUCUGAAUGUUCAAU
Messenger RNA from Notothenia coriiceps (black rockcod), 595 nucleotides. Its product is annotated as cell adhesion molecule 4-like. The annotation marks the transcript as partial. The record is from RefSeq and is a predicted model, not a curated record. NCBI's taxonomy places the organism in Eukaryota, Metazoa, Chordata, Actinopteri, Perciformes, Nototheniidae. The transcript is spliced from 3 exons.